Molecule: messenger RNA, 1447 nt
Organism: Papilio xuthus (Asian swallowtail)
Lineage: Eukaryota; Metazoa; Arthropoda; Insecta; Lepidoptera; Papilionidae
Exons: 7
Coding region: 28-1356 (442 amino acids)
Biological process (GO): apoptotic DNA fragmentation
Cellular component (GO): nucleus; mitochondrial inner membrane
Molecular function (GO): metal ion binding; nucleic acid binding; single-stranded DNA endonuclease activity
Source: RefSeq, a predicted model, not a curated record
ACAAAAGGUACAAGCUUAGAGAAUAAAAUGCGUACUUUUUUAGUACUUGUAUUUGCAGUUGUUGUGGUAUCUUCACCAAUAAAUAUACCCAAUCCAAAUGACUUGAAUAUAUAUUUAAAUGAAGAUGAAUUUGAAGACUAUCUGGAUCUCUGGUUGAAGCUCAAAUAUCAAAACAUUACACAUAUAAAUUCAAGAAAUGCUGGUUGCACAAUACAAGUAAAUGGCGACCUCGGGCAACCGCAACCGGUGUACAUUCACGACAACAAUUAUCUAACACCGACUGGUAAUACUGGAGAAAUUCAUCUCAGAACAGGAGAGGAGGUUACCAUCGCUUGUGUUGGAUCCGGACAAAAUAUUGUACAUCCCAGUGUUACCAGCUCUACAAACAUUGGCAUUGCAACAUGUGUGAACAAUACCCUCUUCUCUGGUAAGGGUUGGAUAGAUGGAGUUGGUGCUUUUGGUGAUCUCACUUGUUCCUCCCAUUGUACACACGAAGCUUUAUUAACAUCUGAAAGAUGUUAUAACAAUAAUGUGGUUAUUCGUGUGGGUUUCACUGUAAACAAUGUCUUUUACCCGCUAUACUGGUCAUGCUUCGAUCAGAAUCGCUUGGAGGUUCUAUACGUGUGGUAUGAACAGAAUCCCCCGAAUGCUGUCAAUCAGGUUGGCGUGAGUAGACCAAGCUGGAGGGCCGGCACAUUCUAUCCUGGCGUUGAUGUCAAUAAUCGUUACACUGUAGCACAACAGAAAGUAACAUUAUCAAAUUAUGUUGGAACUGAUUUAGCUGAGAAAUAUGUCACAAGCACGCAAUAUUUAGCUCGUGGUCAUCUUGCUGCUAAAACUGAUUUUAUAUACGCAACAGGACAACGUGCGACGUUCUAUUUUAUAAAUUGUGCUCCUCAAUGGCAACAAUUUAAUGGUGGGAAUUGGAAUUUACUAGAACAAAAUCUUCGUAUACGUAUCGGUGCAGCUGGUUACAAUACUGUAGUAUACACAGGUACUUAUGGAAUAUUUCAAUUGAGAGACUCCAAUAAUCAACUCGUCGAUAUCUAUCUACACCGAGAUAGCAAUAACAAUACUCAAUUGCCGGUACCUUUGUACUAUUAUAAGGUGGUCUACGAUCAAGCAAAACGUCUUGGUACAGCGUUCGUCGGUAUCAACAAUCCUUACAUCACUUUGGAAGAGGCUCGUACUCUUCAGUUCUGUAAUGACCAUUGUCGUAGCAAUUCCUCCUUCAGCUGGCUCAGCUGGCAACCAGACCGUGUUGACAGAGGUUACAGCUUCUGCUGCAGUAUCGAAGACUUCAGAACAUUUGUGCCACAUUUACCUAGUUUUACUGUUAAUGACUUGCUUACGUAGAGACAUGACUAGAAAUUUUUUUUGACUCAAGAAGAAUCAUUAUAUAUGUACUAGCUAUCGCCUGCGACUCUGUACGCGCUGAAUUAAAAAA